Messenger RNA from Linum tenue, 3127 nucleotides. The record is from the annotation of a GenBank genome assembly. Lineage: Eukaryota; Viridiplantae; Streptophyta; Magnoliopsida; Malpighiales; Linaceae.
AUCUGUAAUUUCCUCACCAGGCUUACCGCAGUUCCCGCAUUUCAUCGCCGCCUCCGUUUAGACUAUACGAUUAGCGACGGAGCUUCUUAGUCCACCCCCGAAGAGACUUGACACAUGACAGUCGGCAACUCUAAUUAAUAAUCGUCUCUCUCCUUGAAGACUCCACGAAAAACCCUUCCAUUUCCUCCACAAAACCUGAGCCGAGCUGCCGGCUCUCACAGCAUUUCUUCUUCUCUCUCUGCGAUGGCGAGUCCAGAGAGCACCAUCAAUGGCCCGACGAAGGCGGCGGGGGCGGAUUCGAAGAGCUUGCGAAAUGCGUUCGGUGGCGUUAUCGCCUUCAUCAUACUCGUCCUGAUUGGAGUCCUGGCCUUCUCGAUCCGCCUUUUCUCUGUGAUAAAAUAUGAGAGUGUUAUUCACGAGUUUGAUCCCUACUUCAACUAUCGAGUUACUCAGUUCUUGUCAAAGAAUGGGAUAUACGACUUCUGGAACUGGUUUGAUGAUCGAACAUGGUAUCCUCUCGGCCGUGUAAUUGGUGGAACUGUUUAUCCGGGUUUGACCUUGACAGCUGGCACAAUUUGGAAGGUGGUGAAUUCCUUAAACAUUCCUCUGUCAGUAGAGACUGUUUGUGUGUUUACAGCACCAAUUUUCUCUGCCUUCGCUUCGUGGGCAGCUUAUCUACUGACUAAGGAAGUUAAGGGUCCUGGAGCUGGACUCACAGCUGCUGCUCUCUUGGCCAUGGUUCCAUCAUACAUAUCUCGGUCUGUGGCAGGAAGCUAUGACAAUGAAGCAGUUGCUAUAUUUGCAUUGGUCUUCACAUUCUAUCUUUAUAUUAAGACGCUGAAUACGGGGUCCCUUUUCUAUGCAACUCUAAAUGCCUUAGCAUACUUUUACAUGGUGUGCUCAUGGGGUGGCUACACCUUCAUUAUUAAUCUGAUUCCGAUGCACGUGCUUCUCUGCAUUGUAACGGGUCGUUAUUCCUCUCGACUGUACAUUGCUUAUGCACCUCUUGUGGUAUUGGGUACUUUGCUAGCUGCUUUGGUGCCUGUUGUUGGGUUUAAUGCCGUUUUGACAUCAGAACAUUUCGCUUCAUUUCUGGUUUUCAUUAUCAUCCAUGUUGUGGCGCUUGCAUACUAUAUUAAAGGGAUCCUCUCCCCAAAAAUGUUCAAAGUUGCUGUCACACUUGUUGUGUCUGUUGGCCUAGCAGUCUGUUGUGCGGUCAUAGCAAUUCUGAUAGCAGUUGUGGCAUCCAGCCCGACAAAGGGAUGGAGUGGACGAAGUCUAACCCUGCUUGAUCCGACUUACGCCAGCAAGUACAUACCAAUUAUCGCUAGUGUUAGUGAACAUCAGCCUCCUACUUGGCCAUCGUACUUCAUGGACAUCAAUGUGUUAGCUUUCCUGGUUCCAGCUGGGAUUAUUGCCUGCUUCAUGCCCUUAUCCGACUCAAGCUCUUUUGUCAUCCUUUAUAUUGUGACUUCUGUUUAUUUCUCUGGAGUCAUGGUACGGUUGAUGCUUGUACUUGCUCCAGCAGCAUGCAUCUUGUCUGGCAUUGCAUUGUCUGAAGCUUUUAAUGUCUUGACUCGAUCAAUCAAGUUUCAGCUACCUGGUAUAGCAGGGAACUCCACUGUUGCUGUAAGAAUGUGGUGUAUUUCAGAGGAAAAUGGUUCAAGUUCUGUUGUGGCACCAAGCGACGUAUCGAAGACUGAGAAGACUGAAGAAGUUGCAAAAGAAAAACCAGUGAAAAAGAACAGGAAGAAAGAAAAGGAGAAUGUGGAGAAGAAGCCCACACCAUCCAAAACUGAGAGGAGGCUUCUUGUAUUACCUCUGGAAGCAUCAGUCAUUGCUGUUCUCUUGCUUGUAUUGCUUGGUGCCUUCUAUGUGGUUCAUUGUGUAUGGGCAGCAGCAGAAGCUUAUUCAGCCCCUUCCAUUGUUCUAACAUCUCAGUCGAAUGAUGGUGGCUUGCAUGUCUUUGAUGAUUUUAGAGAGGCUUAUUCAUGGCUGAGCCACAAUACUGACGUGGAUGAUAAAGUUGCGUCAUGGUGGGACUAUGGCUACCAAACAACUGCUAUGGCUAACCGCACUGUUCUUGUCGACAACAACACCUGGAACAACACUCAUAUAGCUACUGUUGGCACAGCCAUGUCUUCCCCUGAGAAGCAAGCGUGGGAGAUCUUCCAUUCACUGGAUGUGAAAUAUGUCCUAGUAGUCUUUGGAGGUCUUGUUGGAUACCCUAGUGAUGAUAUCAAUAAGUUCCUUUGGAUGGUUCGGAUUGGAGGUGGCGAGUUCCCUCACAUCAAAGAACCUGAUUACCUGAGAGACGGGCAAUACCGGAUUGACGCUCAAGCUACUCCUACCAUGUUGAACUGUCUUAUGUACAAGCUGUCAUACUUCAGGUUUGUGGAAACAGACGGGAAAGGAUUUGACAGAGUAAGACGGACAGAAAUAGGCAAGAAACAUUUCAAGCUCACUCAUUUCGAAGAGGUAUUCACCACUCACCAUUGGAUGGUACGGAUCUACAAACUGAAGCCUCCAAGGAACAGAAUCCGCGGCAAGACAAAGAAAUCCAAGUCUUCGAGAUCGGUUAGCUCAAAGAGAGAUGUAAAGGGAAAGAGGAAUCCUUGGCACUAAGGGUAUAAACUUCAAUCUCAUACUACGAAGCCAACGUCAUCCUUCCCUGUAUAUGUGUAAACAUAACGCGUAUAUGCUACGUCCUCUUCGAGAGGUACAGAGCUUGGUGAAGCAGUCAAAAGGGAGAGAUUUUUGCAGGACUAUCUCCAUCCAUUGGGUUUCUUUUUGUUGUGACAAAACUUCGACUAGAGAUUAACAUGGUACAUUUUGGAUGAAAUUCUACCAGUCCGACUAGUGCAAGUUGUGGAUUCAUCUCUUCUACGUUUUAAAGUAAAGUAGCCGUGAUGCCCGUUCCUGCUUCCGAUCGUGGCUGGACUUAAGAUUCGGUCGCUAAAGAGCUUGGAGGCAGUGGGUCUUGGGUGAACUGAGUCGAGUUGUUAACUAGCUAUGUCCGAUGACAUAACAUUUAUUGUUCGCUUUAGGGCAGUGACUAUUUUGCUACGAAAUGAACAGGAUUUUGUGACAACUUGUUUACCUUUUAGUGACGAGUUCGUCAUUGAGG